AUGUCGUCCAAACCUGUGCUGUUUACCCCUAUCCAAGUUGGCAACGUCCAGCUGAAGCACCGGAUUGUGCUCGCGCCACUUACGCGCAAUCGGUCAUCGCAGAAGGAGCAUGUUCCCACCAUACCGCUCAUGCAGGAGUACUACGCGCAACGUGGGAGCAUACCGGGGACACUGUUGAUCACGGAGGCGACAUUUAUCACCGCAGAGGCGGGCGGAGACGACAACAUCCCCGGAAUAUGGAGUCCAGCGCAGAUCGAGGCGUGGAAGAAGGUCACAGAUGCAGUUCACGGGAAUAAAUCGUAUAUUUACCUUCAGCUCUGGGCGCUUGGGCGAGCUGCGACACCCGCCACGCUGCGUGAGGACGGCUACGACUUCGUUGCGCCCUCGCCAAUUCCUAUGAAACCGGACGCCAAAGACAUCCCUCGCGCGCUGACCGUCCCCGAGAUCAAACAGUAUGUAAAGUGGUACGCAACCGCCGCACACAACGCGGUGCACCUCGCGGGAUUCGAUGGGGUCGAAGUGCACAACGCAAACGGAUAUCUCCUCGACCAGUUCGUUCAGGACGUGAGCAACCAGAGAGACGACGAGUACGGUGGUAGUAUCGAGGCGAGGAGCAAGUUCAGCCUUGAAGUCGUCGACGCGGUUGUAAAGGAGGUAGGGGCGGAGAGAGUUGGUAUACGCGUCAGCCCAUGGAGUAUGUUCCAAGCUAUGAAAAUGGCCGAUCCAAUUCCUCAGUUUACAUACUUAAUAUCCUCGCUCCUAAAAUCUCAUCCAAACCUUGCGUACCUGCACGCUAUUGAGGCACGCGCCGGUGCCCCACCGCACGAGUCGAACGAUUUCCUUCGCCACCUCUGGCGUUCCAAACCCGACGAAGCGUUCAAGCGUGUCUUCAUCAGCGCCGACGGAUACAAACGCGACACGGCCAUUGCACGCGCGGAGAAGGACUCGGAGGAUGGUUUAGUGGCGUUUGGAAAGGCUUUCCUUGCAAACCCCGAUUUACCUUUCCGGCUUGAAAAUGACCUUCCUCUCAAUACAUGGAACUUUAAGACGUUCUUCAGCCGGGCACACCUUCCUGGGACUGAGAUUGGGUACACGGACUACCCAUUUUCGUCAGAGUUUCUUAACUCGGCUAUCUCUGGGAUAAACCCUACAGUUCAACCUCCGGAAAAAGAACUGGAGAAGAGUAAUUUGUAG
Molecule: messenger RNA, 1194 nt
Organism: Psilocybe cubensis
Lineage: Eukaryota; Fungi; Basidiomycota; Agaricomycetes; Agaricales; Agrocybaceae
Exons: 4
Coding region: 1-1194 (397 amino acids)
Molecular function (GO): FMN binding; NADPH dehydrogenase activity
Source: RefSeq, a predicted model, not a curated record